AUGAAUGGAAUAAAUAGCCAAAGCGGCAUGCCAGAUAAAAUUAUCUAUUUGCUAAACAAAGGUGCUCCAUUAAAUAACAAUGCUUUGAGAGAAUUCAAAAUAUAUAUUGCUACUGGUAAAAAUCUUUUAGAUUCAACCUUUAUUGACAAUCUAAUUGAGUGUUUCAAAACUUUGGAUAUUAAAAACAAAUCUAAAUUAACUGAUUGUUGCGAAUUUCUACAUAUUUUAUUUGAACAUUUGCUUAAUUUCUCCGAUAGUGGAAGGUACAACGAUUUUCCUUCUACUGUGACUGAUACUACCAAUAAAAUUAACGAAACAUAUUUAUCUAAAAUUUUGGACAAUUUGUUACAAUGCAAUCAUAUUAAUAAAAUCAACUUUAACAAAAACUUUAUUGAUUUCAUCUUAGACAAUUUAGGGAGAAAUUGGAGAUUUUCUGCUCUUUUAGUAAAAAUUUAUAAAGAAGCUUCCAAUUCAAAAAUAUUAAUUUCUUCAUCGAUCAAAUCGCCAUCCAAAUCUUUAAAACUAGGAAAGUUAAUUAGCACUUUAGAUAACUUUCAAACUGCUAAUUUUAUUGUUGAAUUAAUCUCAAACAUUUUCCCCCGUAGAUCACUAUCAAAAACAGGUGUUUUAAUGAAACCAGUUUUCUGGGAACAUGAAUCUGUCAAUGUAAACACAACAGACCCCAAUGAAAUGUUUUUUAACAGUGAACUAUAUCCACAAAGGACAUUACAUGGUUCACGCCAGUGCAUUACUUUUAUUUUAAAUGUAUUUAACGUUGAGAAUUUUACCCAUUUAUACGAAUUUGAAAACAUUUCGUAUUUAACAAAAAAUACGACCACUUCGAAAAGGGCUAAAAAGUUUUGUAAAAAAAAUGGCUAUGUUCAAGUAAUUAACCAAUAUAUUUAUAUUUGGGACUGCGAAUCCAUCUUUAUUAGAAUUAGCAUUGAUGGUACUAAAAUAUAUAAAGAUUUACAAAAUAAUUUGAAAAUUGAAUUGGCUAGAGAUUUCAAUGAAAUUGUUUGGUCAACACAUGUCUUGGCAUUACAAAAUUUAAAAAAUGCAAGCUGUUUCAUACUAACAGCUACUAAUACUGGUUCUGUUACUGGAAUUUUAAAAGCUAUAAAGACAAAGAAAAUUAGUGAAUCUAUUGCUGCCAUUUUUUUAAAUAAUACUGAGUUUGACAAUGAUGAAAAUGACCAAAUAGGUAUUGAACCCUCCGAUGAUAUUGAACAAGAAAAAGAGAAUGUCACUGCAGGGGAAAUGGCACAAAUACACAGUGUCAUUUCUAAUGGUAACAUGAACAAAAACGUUGUUGAGCACAAAGCUAAUGAUGACAAUACCAUCAUUGAGAGUAAACAGCAGUUAUCUACUCCAAAAACUUCAUUAAUAAAAGAUAGUACUUUAAAAUUCACAAAUAUGAAAAAUCGUAAAAAUACCAUUAAGAAAAUGGAUAGGGACCCAAGUUUUGUUGAAAAUUUAAAUUCAAGCUUAAAAGUUGGAAAAGAACCCGUCACUGAUGAUGAGAAUAAUAAUAAUAACGAUAACAAUAACAACAAAGAAAAUGAUAAUAAAAAUCAUAGGAAUAACAAUAUCAGCGAUCAAGAUUCUCCACUAACGAAGAAAAACAAAUUGCAUUCAACUAAAGAUAAAUUUGAAUUGGGCCUAGACUAUUCUCUACCUCUGAUCGACUCCAAUCCACUUAAAGUUUCUAAUAGAGAUCCAUCAUUAAUUAUGACUGGCAUUAAUAAAGCACCAGUUUAUACCAAAAAGAGACCAUCACAACAAAUGUCAUUAAAACAAUUAAAUGGUAUUAGAAUUAAGACCAAUGAAAAAAGAAAAAAGUCACACAAUGCCCUAUCGUCAAAUUAUCACAAGAUUACAAAGAAAACUUUAAAAAAGGACUUGCUAAAGCAUAAAGAUUUAUUCAAAAAUAGCAUAGUUAGAAGCACCACCAGCAGCCCCAUAAUAAGUAAAGAUAACAAAGGUACUGGCGUAAAAAGAGAACUCGCGUUGAGCAAACCACAAGGCUUAGCCCCUGCUGAACUGAUGACAGAAACUUUUGAGAAAGCGAUGGAUAACAAGGGAAGUGAUACCAAAAACAACUGUGAUCAUAAAUCUAUUUUAAGCGAGAACAUUAUUGCUAAUAACAAAGACAGUAAGAAACCAAACAAUAGAAAUGUGGUUAUCGACGUGGGUAGUUCCAGUGAAAAUAUAAGCUUACACAAUGAUGACGAUACUACUGAUAAUAAUGAUGCAGACAAACUACACAAAAAGGCCAUUGAUCCUGAUAAUAAAAUAACGAAAACAGAGAGCGAUAAGUAUAAUAACAUGAACGAAACAACUUUAUUACCAAGCAAUACGUCAAUGUCUCGAUCUGUUAUGCUGAAUGAUAUAGAGAAAGACAAUUUUUUUGUGGAUAAUACGAGUAUUAUUUCACCCACUAUAACUGAGCAAUUACAAUACCAAAUAUACAAUUCCAUUAAAGGAUUCUCUAUUGAGUUAACAAAUAAAAUGAAUAUUAUCAACGAAGAACUAAAUAAGAGGAUCACCAAAGAAUUCUCUAAUAAGUACAUUAACUUAUUCCACCAAUUGCAAGAAAAUUUUGCAAGCGAUGUAAAAGGGAUGAUUGAUUUUAUCAAUGAGAUUCAAGGUAUGUUGCAUCUUCCCGAAAAACAGUUGCUAGAGUGCAUUAAUCAAAAACAAUUUGUUACUAAGAAUACUGUAGGCGACAGUACGAUUGAUAAAAAGGAUGGUUAA
This is a messenger RNA of Saccharomycodes ludwigii, 2757 nucleotides long. RefSeq names its product Red1p (gene RED1). The transcript has a single exon. Lineage: Eukaryota; Fungi; Ascomycota; Saccharomycetes; Saccharomycodales; Saccharomycodaceae. Gene Ontology annotation, biological process: reciprocal meiotic recombination. The coding region runs from base 1 to 2757 and encodes 918 amino acids. The record is from RefSeq and is a predicted model, not a curated record.